Amoebophrya sp. A25 is the source of this 1157-nucleotide messenger RNA. NCBI's taxonomy places the organism in Eukaryota, Dinophyceae, Syndiniales, Amoebophryaceae. The record is from the annotation of a GenBank genome assembly.
AUGCAUGAUGACGAAAUCGAUUUAGCUAACAUGACGGAAGGAUGUAGCGUCUUAGAGAUGACGACUAAGAGAAGCAGAUGUGAGAAAUUAAAUGGGAGGAAAGAGGGAGCAAUGUUGAUCUUUAUCUUCCAUUGUUGUGUAGGGGGUCGUGGGAGGAAUGGUACUUCCUUCUGUAGAGGUGUCCACCGACCAGCAACAAUUGUUCUUCUCGUCUCGUCUAUGAUCUUAUUAAGGUCAAGAAGCGAUCACGCGGCGGUUAGGCAGAUUCAUUCUGAAUCUAUACCCAACACAAAUAGUGUCAUUUCAAUUUUUUUAUAUGUGAUACUUACAUUCAUCGAAGAUGCAUACUAGUGGAGAAUACAAGAGCGCAGGUGCCAGCCACUAAUCCGCAUCUUUGAUUCUGCAAAUAAUGAUUCGCGCUUCGAUAGUUGAGAUUGCGUAAUAAAUGGAUUUUUUUUCGAGAUUACAGUCAGAACUUGCAUGUUCACAAAUCUUCCUGGUUACAAUUUUGGUUAGGAUUUCGAAUGUUGUUGUGAUAAAAAAUGUACGCCCUCGUCUCCUGCGCGCGCAAGUAUUCGCUCUAGAAUUUCCACGGCGAACGGUAUGUCUCGGCUUUUCGCGGCAGGCAGCUGCAGGCCGCGGGCCGUUGGUCUCACUGGCGUCUCUAUGAGGAGUCUCCCACUCCCUUGCUCUUCCCCCUCGGCACAUCCUGCUGCCCCACGCAAGCAGUACAUCAAUUAAAAGGACUAGAGAGAGCUAACAAACCAAUCAAAUAUGACGAUCAAAAGUUAUCGGACAAAAUUAAAUUCUUAACGAGUUUAACAUAAGUAAUGGAAUUUCGGCAAUAUGCUUCCACCCAUCAUACUAAGUAAUUAGGAAGGAAUAGUGUUUAGCAGGUGUCAACGUUGUAAGCAAGUAUAUCAUUCAGAGAAUACAGCUAAGUACUUGGGUCUAUAUGCUUUGGUCUUCGUCGGACGAGUCACGGUUUUGUUGAUAUUCAUUUCGCGCGUGUGUCACGCUAACACUCAGCUGUGGUAAACUUUCACUCAUCACAUUAUAUCAGAUUGGAUUGAGUUCGAAUUCGUCUUGUCAUGAUGAGGUAAGCCGAGUAGAUACGAAUAACUGAAUUCUGCAUGAACGCAGAUGCAAGCUUCGAU